AUGCAUCUUCAUGAACUGGCUGACAGAUGGUCACUGAUCGCCAGUCACCUGCCAGGGCGGACUGACAACGAGAUCAAGAAUUACUGGAACGCUCAUCUUAGCAGGCAGAUCCACAGCUUCCGGCGCAUGUACACCGCUGGCAAGGAAACCACCAUAACCAUCGACAUGAACAAGCUUUCCACCGCUUCCAAGCGCCGAGGCGGCCGGGCACCAAGGAGCAGCACGAAGAAGCAGCCGGUGCUUGAGCCCACCAAGUCAAUGGAAUGCUCUAGGCCGGUCGGUGACAUGUCAUCAUCAACAUCAAGCCUACCUCAGGGAAACUCGGAAACUAUGUUAGACCAGAACCAGCCGAUCACCAUCAUCACUAAUGAUACAGCCUGUAGUGAGGAACCCAUGAUCAUGGACCCCAUAGAUCUGAAUGGUGGUGUCCUGGAGCCCAACUACGCGAACAACUCAAUGGAUCAGAUUGGGAUUUUGCAGGAGUGUGGGGAGAUUGAGGCCCUGUUAUCAAGCAUCGACGACAUGCCAGCUAGUGUGCUGACUGGCAUCGAGCACAGAGGCAACUCACCUCGGGUUGAGGAUCUCCUGGGCAUGGACUGGGAGGGUUUUGCGUCUCACCUAUGCGACGAACCAGCCCAGAAUGAUCUCCUCCAGACCGUGAAGCCGCAGGAAGGAAGGAAUCAAGGAAGGCAUCUCCCUCCGGCCAGCAAUGCUGACAGUGAGCUGAGGGGAGGACAGGGCAGCAUCUGA
This is a messenger RNA of Triticum dicoccoides, 750 nucleotides long. Its product is annotated as myb-related protein P-like. NCBI's taxonomy places the organism in Eukaryota, Viridiplantae, Streptophyta, Magnoliopsida, Poales, Poaceae. The coding region runs from base 1 to 750 and encodes 249 amino acids. The transcript has 2 exons. The record is from RefSeq and is a predicted model, not a curated record.